UGGUCAGAUACAGACACAACACACAAACACAGUCUUCCCCUUCACAUCCAUAAAAACCCAAUCCUUCUCUCAUUUCACAAUUCACAUUCUAAAAAUCAAAAACCCUUUUUCAUUGGAUUCUCUUUCACAUUCUCCAAACACACACACAAAAACAAAAACAUAAAAAACAUAGAAAACAUCAACACUAAACAAACCAAAAACCAAACACAACACAACCUCAAAAAACAAAAAAUGUCAUCUUCUCCUUUUCCUUCUUGUUUCCGUCCCUCUCCAACCACCGACGACCACCGUCUUUCCUCACCACCUCCGCCGCCCCCGCCGCCGCAUUCAACCAACCCUAACCUCGCCACCUAUCUUUACCAAACCGACAUCGGCUUAGUUUCUUUGACUUGGUCACGUUCCAUCCUAGGUCGUUCUCUCCACGUUCAACUCCAUCACCAUCCCUUCGAUUCUCCACCUAACCCUUCUUCUUCCUCCUUCCAUCUCCACAUCAAACCGUUCAUCUUCUGGAAGAAACACGGCACGAAGAAACUCUCUGCGAAUACUCACCUUUUCUGGAACCUCUCGAAAGCGAAAUUCGGGUCAGGACCCGAACCGAACUCCGGUUUCUACGUCGCGGUUGUCGUCGACAACGAGAUGACGCUUCUGGUCGGAGAUUCAAACAAAGACGCGUACGCGAAGUCCAAAUCCAAAGAACCGAAGAAGAAUCAUAGUCAGUAUCUCGUGAUGAAGAGAGAGCAUGUUUACGCUAACAAAAUCUACAACACGAGAGCGAGAUUCGGAGGUAAAAUGAGAGAUAUUCAGAUAGAUUGCGGUGGAAGAGAUCACUCGAAGCUUUGUUUCAGCGUUGAUGGAACGAAAGUGUUGCAGAUAAAGAGACUGAAAUGGAAGUUCAGAGGAAAUGAAAGAGUUGAAAUAUGCGGUGUGCCGGUUCAGAUCUCGUGGGAUGUUUAUAACUGGUUGUUUGUGAAAGAUAACAGCGAGGGUCACGCGAUUUUCAUGUUCAAAUUUGAAGAGGAUGAAGAGGAACAACAUGACAGUGUUAAAGACAAGAGUUUGAUGAGUUUGUGGACUCAGCAGAAUGUGAAUUUGGGAGGGUAUGAGGUGGGGAAAAUGGGUAAGAGUUGGUCUUCUUCGUCGGUUUCGAUGGCGUCUUCCGGUGGAUCUUUUGGGGCGAGUUCAUCGGUUUUGGAAUGGUCGAGUGUUGAGGAGAAUGAAUUGGUUGUUCCUGUUGGGUUUUCUUUGCUUGUUUAUGCAUGGAAACGAUGAAUGCUGGUUCUGGUUUUCUGGUUUUUCUGGUUUAGGUUUUGUUGUGUUCUAUGAUUAUUUUCAUUGGACAAUGUUUUUAACUUAGUUAAGGUUUAGGUUGUUUUUUCUUUACACCAUACUAACACAUUUGAUUUGUGAACAUAGAUUGAAUAAAUCUAGUUUAGGAUUUCCAUGCUUUUGAGGUUAGAUCUAACAGAUUAUUAUUCUUUACAAUGGAGAAGAAGAAGGUCAUAGAUAUUAUCAGUAGGUGAAUGUUGAAUUGAAAGUCUUUGUAUUUUUCAUUUUAUUUUUACUUUUUACUUCUAUUUGUUGAGAAGUGUGGUUGGGCCUAACUCAACCCUACAAAACCGGCUUGAUGUGGGACUCUUAACACACCCCCUCACGCUCAGGACUAGACAACUGGAGCGUGGAAAUAAAUGGUGGGUGGCCCGAUAGCGGAAACCAUAGAAGGUGGCCCACCGGAUCUUAAACCAGGCUCUGAUACCAUGUUGAGAAGUGUGGUUGGGCCUAACUCAACCCUACAAAACCGGCUUGUAGGGUGAGGAUUGCCCCCACUUUAUAAGGACAUGUUCAGGCCAUAUAUUGUCCGAUGUGGGACUCUUAACACUAUUGGCUCAAGGAUUGUGAAACUUGUUGCAAUUAAUGUGACAUUUUUUAUAUGUAACUCAAUUGUGAGAAUGAGAAUCAAAAUUGAUUAUUGCA
Vicia villosa (hairy vetch) is the source of this 1971-nucleotide messenger RNA. RefSeq lists its product as uncharacterized. The record is from RefSeq and is a predicted model, not a curated record. NCBI's taxonomy places the organism in Eukaryota, Viridiplantae, Streptophyta, Magnoliopsida, Fabales, Fabaceae. Bases 232 to 1269 code for a protein of 345 amino acids. The transcript has a single exon.